AUGAAGCGCGGUGAGAAGACGGACUUCAGACCUUCGAGUCCCUCAGAGAACAAGACUUUAACCAGUGUUGGGGGCGACCAAUCCAAGAAGUCUUCUUCUCUCAUGGAUAUCCAGGCUGAGGCCAGUCACCCACAGCUUCUUGUUCCAAAGCCACCCAAGGGCCAACAAAAUCCAGUGCUCAAAUCAUGUGUGGGUAAGAUGCAUCCAGAGAAGCUGGACACUGACUCCCAGUCUCUGUGGUACUCAGGAGUGGAGGGUCUUCAGUUUGAUGAUCAAGGGAGGGUUCUUCCACACAGCAUCCUGGGUAGCUUAGAGGAUUUCAGAAGUUAUCUGGAGACUAAAGGGGAGACGGAGUUGGUGGAGCAGGUACCAGUUUCCCAGAGAGAUGCUUCAUAUGAGAUCCCAGGGAGGCAUCACUGUGAGGCUGUGGAGAAAGGACCUGAGCUCUCUUCAGGCCACAGGAACAUCCAGGGUAAUGCCCUGCAGAAUUGGCAAACACAUAUGAAGCAGCGCAGACGACAGCAGCAUCAUUUAUCUGACUUGCUCCACAGACCAGUCAAGACGUUACUGAUGAACCAAGACAACCAUUUCAGAGAAAUUCAGGAGCAAAAGGAGUUUCUAACCCAAGUCAUGCCACUCAUCCACUCUGGAUAUGGUUACCGCGUGGGGAGUGAGUUUUGGUCUCUCCCCCCGCAUUAUGGGGACGAAAUGAGCGGCAUCAGAGCCACUCUGACUCAGACAGAGCGCGGCAGACGGGAACCUGUCACACAUAUUGGACAACCAAGCGGCAUACAGCAUGAAACGGGUUUCAGAUGUGCUAAGAAUCUGCAUCCAGCCUCUCAGCCUUGGGGGCAGAGUGCGUACCUACAGGACCAGUACCAGGAGCUGGGGGAGCUUCUACAGGACAUGGACCUUAAGAAGCCUGACCUCAGCGGACUGGAGGUGAUCGGCUUUAGCGAGCCGUUCAGAUCCGUCACGGUGUGUCGAAGUCCCUCAAUGGAGAGGGAAGGAGAGAAGGAGAGGGAGCACAAGGAGGACAAGAAGGAGAACCUUGAACCACUGGCACAGAGUGAUGAAGCUCAGUCCGACGUUCUGCUCAUUCCUGCCUUGAGGUUCUGUGGCCAGCUUGCAAUGUGGACUGGAAACUCUGUCAAUAACCAGGUACAGACUGGUCUUUACACAGUGAGCGGUGCUGGCUUUUACCUCUUGUCUUAAGUCAACUUGUAUUCUCCAACACUCAUUGAUCAGGGAGAAGUAGGAAUCAGUACCACAAUAAUGUUUGAGGCCCUGACUGGAGAAAGACCCUCUUCUCAUCUGGAGAUGCACAAUGAGGGCACCACGGCCAUUUUCUACAGCUGGCAGCAGCUUCCCAGGCAGAACUGCUUUCCUAACCCACCAACACAAGCAAAGAGUCGGCACUUCUACUUCAAUUCUUCCUCCGGCGUGAUUCUUCCAGGUGACACCCAGCGUGUAGAGAUUAUGUUCAAGUCAGAAAAGCCAGGAAUCUAUACGGAAGUAUUGCAGCUCAACACUCACCCUGUGCUGCUUGAAGGAGCCUCCAUGCAGGUCACAUUAAGGGGAGUGGCUCUUUACCAGGACAAAACGACAGACCAGAGGAAUUUCAUCGAGACAAGGUUGGAAAAUACCGUCAUGCUGAAAAUGUGUCGGUCCAUGGCGUGCAAGAUGGUGAAUGAGGUCCGAACCCCAGAGAGACCCAGCUCUCCUGCAGAGCUCUACAUCACUGAAGAGCAAAGGUUUCUAAACAGAAACCCAAAGUUGCAGUACCAUCACCAGCCAGUAGAGGACCUAAAGAGACUGUGGGAAGAAGUCAAUCCAGGACACAGCUGGGAUCUCUCUGUUGAUACUCUUCGACAGGCGGUGCUGUCUCUGCGUGAACAAGAGUCAUCCCAGGACACCCGAGAAAAAAACUUGGCACAGCUUAACUCUCUGCUUCUGCAGCUUUCUGAACCCACUGAACCGAAUCACCGCCUUCUAACAUCAGCAGCAAUAGGACAGCAGCUGUGGAGGAGACUCCUGGACUCGAUAGAAGGUGAGGCCGUGUUCAUCAAAAACCAGCUGGGCCUCUUCAAGACACAAACAGUGGAGGAUAAAACGGAGGAAUCGCUCCUCUCUGAUGGUGAUGCCGAUGAUAUGAGCAAAGAUGGGAAGAGUGAGAAAAAGGGAGUAGCACCUGCGAAGGAGAAGAGGAGAGAGCCGAGAUCCAGAGCAAAUGAAGGCGCCAGGUCACCAACAUCUGAAAAAACAGUGGAGGAGAGCAAAAAGAAGGGGAAGAGAAGAGAUGAAGUGGGAAAGCGCAGCAAGGAAAAGCCAUUGAAGGAGUCUGUCCCACUUCCGGAAGCCAGUCCAGAAAGCAACGUUGUGGAACUUCCUGUUGAAGUGGACCAGAGGAUGAUGAAGAUUUACACAAAGCUCCUGCACAAAAAGGUUUAUGCACUGAUGGAAGACCUGGUGGACACCAUGUGCGACCUGGUGGACGAGGGCAAUGAAUCAUAG
Messenger RNA from Limanda limanda (common dab), 2514 nucleotides. RefSeq names its product mycbp associated protein (gene mycbpap). Lineage: Eukaryota; Metazoa; Chordata; Actinopteri; Pleuronectiformes; Pleuronectidae. The record is from RefSeq and is a predicted model, not a curated record. The transcript has 19 exons.